Blastomyces dermatitidis ER-3 is the source of this 1488-nucleotide messenger RNA. RefSeq names its product DNA excision repair protein ERCC-8. Gene Ontology annotation, molecular function: protein binding. Gene Ontology annotation, biological process: protein polyubiquitination; proteasome-mediated ubiquitin-dependent protein catabolic process; transcription-coupled nucleotide-excision repair. The coding region runs from base 1 to 1488 and encodes 495 amino acids. The transcript is spliced from 3 exons. The record is from RefSeq and is a predicted model, not a curated record. Gene Ontology annotation, cellular component: nucleotide-excision repair complex; Cul4A-RING E3 ubiquitin ligase complex. NCBI's taxonomy places the organism in Eukaryota, Fungi, Ascomycota, Eurotiomycetes, Onygenales, Ajellomycetaceae.
AUGAAUUCGUAUCUGUUGAAUAGAUCCCAAGGAUCUGUCAGCUCCUCCGCGUUCCAUGUGGCCCACAAUGCCCACCUCAUCCGGUCAAUUGAGCCUGCGCCGGGUCUCAGGUUUUCUAGCCACCCCGCAGCUCCUGCUCUGAACCAGGGAGAAAGUGAACCGACGGAGGAUGGCUGGAAGGGUGAGGAACAAGACGAGCUUCGGGCCCAUAAAGCAGGCGUAAAUGUUCUGACAAUCGAUCAAUAUGAAAAGCGCUUCAUGGUCUCUGGUGGAGCGGAUGCGUCUGUCCAUCUCUGGGAUUUGGAGACUCGUGGAUCCGAGUCAAGCCAUCUUUAUAAAUCCAUUGCUUCAGUGACAAAAAGGGCUCAUCGCCUCUCUAGAUCAACAGACCCAUCGGCACAUACACACGCAUUAACUUCCAUUUCGAUAUAUCCCUUCGACCCGACUCCGUCAACCAUAUUAACUACUUCCCAUGACACCACUCUAAAGUUAUCUUCGCUUCAAGCUCCUACGAUAGUCCCAGUCUAUACAUUUUCACUCCACUCAACUCCGUACUCACAUUCAUUCUCGUCGCAUCCAUCGUCGCUACUUUUGACUGCUGUAGGAACCUCAGAUAAAACCGUAAGGCUACUAGACCUUCGUUCCGGCCUUGCCACCCACGCUUUACCAGGCCAUAGUGCCGCUGUCCUAUCGGUUUCCUGGGCACCGCAUCAUGAGUAUCUGCUAGCAUCUGCCUCAAAUGAUAACCGAGUCAUCCUUUUUGAUGUCCGGCGAGGAGGACAUAAUUCCGCCCUUGCUUCGCUGGAUAUGGAUGAUGCAGUCGGCGUAAUUGCCCCGCACGAUGCGCCCUCUUCCUUCUCCUGCCGUAAUCCAUUUGUGCCUGGCGCCCGUGCACAUAACGGGGCAGUGACGGGCGUGCGAUGGACAUCAAAUGGCUCCCACAUAAUCACUUCAGGCCAUGACGCCCGCAUUCGAGUCUGGGACGCUUCCACAGGCGCAAAUUCGCUGGUCCAUUUUGGCCCGCGCAUCCGCAAUAGUUCCUCGCUGCAUCUCGCUGAAAGGGCACCACUAGUUUUACCCAGUGAUAUCACAGGUGCGGUGCUUGAUACACUACUAUGGCCGAACUACGGCGAUCAGGACGAUAGGGGGGAGAUCUUCAUGUUCGCGCUUCGGGAUGGUACAUUUAUCAAGCGCCUGAAUGUGCCCGGCGUACCGAGCUCACGGCAGAAGAUGCGAGGAAAGCCCACAGCUCUUAGCGCUGCGCGAAUAAAUGGCCUUGCAUGGCGCGGGAGCGGAGGGUCCGGCGAAGGGAUGGAGUUGUUUUCUGCCCAUGGAGAUGGGACGAUUAGGGCCUGGGUCUCCAGAACUGCGGAUGAGGAACAUGAGAUCGCCGAGGAGGAGGAGGAGAUGGAGGACAAGAAGAGGAAAAGAGAUGUUCUGGACGAGGUGUACCGUGGCUUGAUGAACCGGAAUGUCACUUUCACUUGA